AGCACCUUCCAAGGAUUCGUAUCAUAUCACAUGAACAUUCGACAUGAUGGAGAUUCUCAACCUAAUAACAGUGGCUCUGCUAUUGCUAACGUUAGUGACAAAGACGGAGAGCCAACUAAAACCCCCACUCAUUCCUGUGGCAAAGGCUCCACGCCCACUCUGUGGAUCACAAUUUGCACUGGUGAACUAUGCAUGUUCCAGGUUGCCGUUCCGCCAUGGAGCGCCACCAGCUGAUUCUCCUCCAUCCCCAGACGGCGAAGAUGGUGACGGAGAGAGGCACCAUAGUCACAGUCACAGACAUAACCACAGACAUGGACACGGUCACCGACACCACCAGACCCCUGAAGAAGAUAACUGUUGCCGGUGGGCGAAGGAAGUGGACAGCCAAUGUGUGUGUGAACUUCUGCUUCGCUUGCCACCCUUCCUUGUCCGACCUGUGCACCAGUACACACUCAACGUUGGAGACGCCUGUAACAUCACCUACUCUUGUGGUUCACCAAUCUGAGUCAUUGUCUCACUCAAAUCUUGUCUUGUCUUGUGUUUUCUCGACUUUUUAAGGAUUGAUACUAUAUUUAUGCUUUCUUUGUUUCCGGUUUUAGUUUGUGUGUUCUGGAAAACAUUGUUUUUUUAAUAAGAUUUAAUAUUAUUAUUGGGAGCUUC
Molecule: messenger RNA, 660 nt
Organism: Vigna umbellata (rice bean)
Lineage: Eukaryota; Viridiplantae; Streptophyta; Magnoliopsida; Fabales; Fabaceae
Product: Tetratricopeptide repeat (TPR)-like superfamily protein
Source: RefSeq, a predicted model, not a curated record